AAGAUCCUCUUCAUUCCAAGUGUUUGCUUCUUUUCACUUAGACUACAAGCCUAAUGUAUAUCAGAAGUAAUAUCCUAUCUCACAUCUACAUUAGUGUCAGAGCUCCAAAAUCCACUGCAUUUUUUGGCAUAUUGUAAAAGCUAAAAUUCAUCUCUUCCAUUUCCCCCCUCCAGAUCUUAUUAUGAGGAAACCAUUAGAAGAUCUUGCACCAGUGUGGAAUCAGGGAGUGUGUCCUUCCUAUCAGGUUUAAUCGUGGGCUGGGACAUGCCUGCCGCUCCAUAGCUCUGAGACAGCCCAUUGGACCACCGAGUCAUCCAACAACCAUGGUCAACAUGGUUUCAGCCAAUCAGCGGCCAAGAAGACAUCAUGUGAGGAGGAAACUUCGUGCAUCGCGGAUCCUUGUGUUUGUGCUGAGCUUAUUCGCAUUCUGUCUGCUCCUAUGUUGGAAUGCCUUCAGAGGAAUAGAUGAGUCUCAGCACCAUAGAACUCCACGCUCCGCCCAUCAGGAAGGGGUGGAGCUGACCACACCGAUGACAUUGGUGAUGGAGAACCACGGAGAUUAUCCCGAGGAUAUUUUCAGUCUAGAGGAAAGGCGCCAGGGCGCCGUAGUGCUGCACAUAUUCGGGAUGCUGUACAUGUUCAUCGCUUUGGCCAUUGUGUGCGACGAGUUCUUUGUCCCAGCGCUUACUGUCAUAACGGAGAAGCUGCAGAUCUCAGAUGAUGUAGCAGGUGCCACCUUCAUGGCAGCUGGAGGCUCCGCCCCUGAGCUCUUCACAUCUGUCAUCGGAGUGUUCAUCUCGCACAGCAACGUUGGGAUCGGCACCAUCGUAGGCUCGGCCGUCUUCAACAUCCUGUUUGUGAUCGGCAUGUGUGCGCUGUUCUCGCGUGAGAUCCUCAACCUCACCUGGUGGCCACUCUUCCGUGAUGUGUCCUUCUACAUCAUGGACCUCAUCAUGCUCAUCUUCUUCUUCUUGGACAAUUAUAUCACCUACCUGGAGAGCAUGGCUCUGCUAGGAGGCUACAUUUCUUAUGUGCUCUUCAUGAAAUUCAACGCCAAUGUGGAGGUGGUCAUCAAGAGCCUGAUUCACCGGAACCAGGUGGACGAAACAGUGGUCGUGCCCAAGGUCGACAAUGCUGGAGAUGACGGGAACAAACUCUCGGCCAAGCCCCAUCUUCAGAGAGGGUUAAGCUCCGCCUCUCUGCACAACUCACUGAUGAGGAACAGCAUCUUCCAGCUCAUGAUCCACACAUUAGAUCCGCUCAGUGACGGGAAAUUCAAGGACAAAGCUUCCAUUCUGCACAAGAUUGCAAGAAAAAAGGGACGAGGUGAAAUAAACGGCAUUGUGGAUAAGAAAUUCCCCAACAGUAUCGGCGUGGAGGUGGAAGUCACUCCGCCAAUGAACGGCAGCAUAGCACAACAGGGUGAGGAAGAAGAAGAGGAUGAAGACCAGCCUCUCAGCUUAGCGUGGCCGGAGACGAGACAGAAGCAAUUGAUGUACCUCUUCGUUUUCCCCAUCGUGUUCCCACUGUGGCUCACACUGCCCGACGUCCGCAGAGAUACUUCAAAGAAGUUCUUUCCCAUCACGUUUCUGGGUUCCAUCAGUUGGAUUGCUGUCUUCUCCUAUCUGAUGGUGUGGUGGGCUCACCAGGUUGGAGAGACUAUUGGCAUUACGGAGGAGAUCAUGGGUCUGACGAUUCUUGCAGCAGGAACUUCAAUUCCAGAUCUCAUCACCAGCGUGAUUGUGGCUAGGAAAGGUUUAGGAGACAUGGCCGUGUCAAGCUCAGUUGGUUCCAACAUAUUUGACAUCACCGUAGGUUUGCCCUUCCCGUGGCUGCUCUACUCUUACUUUCACAACCUGAAGCCAGUGGCGGUGAGCAGUAACGGCCUGUUCUGCGCCAUUGUGUUGCUCUUCCUCAUGCUCAUCUUUGUCAUCGUCUCCAUCGCUGUGUGCAGGUGGAAAAUGAGCAAGCUGCUCGGCUUCUCCAUGUUCCUGCUUUACUUCGUUUUCCUCGUGGUCAGUGUCAUGCUAGAGGACAAGAUCAUCACCUGCCCCGUCUCCAUCUGAGGAGCUUCAGGGGAAUAUGUGUUGCCAAGCAGAAACUUGUCUCUAUCUGCGGGGCUUUGAGACAAUAUGCACAAGGAAAUAAGCAGAAACAACACAGAACAAGUACACAAAAUGCAUACAGUCCCUAUAGAACCUACCAAGAAAGCACAAGAAAGCUACGAAUAAAAUAUUCAGGAACCAGACAGGAACUACUACAAUCAGAGAUGAUGACACAGAAAAAGGCACGGAAACUACACAGAAACUAUGCAGGAAAUGGCAGAGAAACUACACAGAACAUUACACACUUACUACACAGUAAACUAUACAGAACAUUACACAGAUAUUACACAUAGACUUGUGCAAAACCUAUACAUUAAAUUAUAUAGAAACUACACAGAAGAUUACACAAAAUCUACACAAAAACUACACAGAAGGUUUCGCAGAAACUACACAGAGUACGAUACGAAAAAUAUAUAAAUAGUUUGGUCAGCUGUUUGUAAUUUGUCCAAAAAUGAAACAGAAAUCUACACAUAAACUACCAGAAAAACUACACAGAAUCUAAAAGCAACAAGAAAAUUAAACAGAGAACAGAACAGUAACCUACCAAAAACCAACAACAAAGAAACCAAGGAGGGAAACUACACAUAAACUACGCAGAGCAUACAGAGGAACUGUACAAACUAUACAGAGAAAGCAAGUAAACUACACAGAAACUAUAGCGAAAACUACACAGACUACAAUUCAUGCAGAAACAACACAUCAACAUGGACAAACCCGGUGGGACCAGUGCUUCAUGUGACGUUAAAAGAUGGCGCAUUAUUUUAACCGUAAAAUUAUUUUUUGUUAACUUUUCCUAGAAGAUUAACACGCCGAACACACAUGUUCGCAGCAGAUUUAGACUGUUAUAACGUGGGAAAUGAACAAGAUGGACAUGUGGACCAUUGAGAGACACUGCAUGGAAACAGGGGAUUAAACUUCAACUCCUCAGGGAUGUUCACAAUAAAGGCUUCAGGACUUAAUCUGAAUAAAACAAGCCUGAAAGUGAACCUGAACACGGAGGGUGGGGCAACCGAAGCAUUUUCUUUCGCUUGUAACGGGUGGAGCUUGAAUGAUUUGCUUUGUGUACGCUGUAUUAUUUGAACAUGGCUGAUUUAAUGCCAUUCAUUAGCCAUUAGCUUUCAGAUUUGUAGAAAGAUAUAAAUGAUAGAAGUGCCGAUAUUACAUAUUUAUAUCACAUCAUUUUACGAAUACUGCUCAACAAUGUUGCCUGCGGUAUUUUCACAAUAUCCACAUCUCGAAUAUAACAGAUCAUUCCGUGAUACUGAACACAAUAUCAUAUUUUUCUGACUCUCAUUUAAUACAUUUAAUAUUUACAAUAGUGUUCAUGUUCAUCAUCCUCAUCUAUAUGCAUCCAGGGCAUAUAACUAUAUUUUAUUUACUUCAUUUAACAUAUUUAAGUAACAGUAAUCAAGUUACCAUGCUAACUGUUAAUAGUGUAAAAUGUUUGAUUUUUAAUGUUCAUUUAAUCAAUUCAGCAAAUUUGUCCUUUUAAUGUACGAAAUGUAGUUGGAUCAUUUGUCACCUCCCGAACCCCAGAGAACUAAAUCAUUGUCACCUUUUGGUCUUCAAAGUAAAUAACCUGUCAGGGUUAUAUCUGGAAAGAGCAAUGCUAACAUUAACGUAUUACUGUAAAAGCAAGAAGACCUGCGGACAUUUCUCAUGGUUACACUAAUGCUUGCAGGGCAUUAUGGGUAAUACAUGCGGUCAUUUGGCCAACAAAUUCUAAAUGUAAAGAUGAUUUGUUAGAACAGAUUCUACAUGUUCAGCAUUUUGGUCUCUCUUUUGUUUUGUUUUUAAGUGGCUGAGGUAUACAACUGAGUAUAUACCUCUGAAAACUCCUGUAUCUGUCAAUCACAGAAUGUUGAAUAUGAACAGUGACAGAAAUAAAAAUGACUUAUAACUGUCCA
Molecule: messenger RNA, 4012 nt
Organism: Ictalurus punctatus (channel catfish)
Lineage: Eukaryota; Metazoa; Chordata; Actinopteri; Siluriformes; Ictaluridae
Gene: slc24a2b
Product: solute carrier family 24 member 2
Exons: 9
Coding region: 324-2066 (580 amino acids)
Biological process (GO): long-term synaptic depression; calcium ion transmembrane transport; long-term synaptic potentiation
Cellular component (GO): membrane
Molecular function (GO): calcium, potassium:sodium antiporter activity; calcium channel activity
Source: RefSeq, a predicted model, not a curated record